AUGGCAUCGGCGGUCUAUCAACUCUAUUCGCAGGUGUACUCUGUGCUCAGGGAGCGCUCAUCGCUCGUCAUCGCUAUCGCAAUCAAUGUUCUGGCUUACCUCGCCUUUCGUUACUGGAGCAGCCCCUGGCGAAGGUUACCGCCCGGACCUUCUGGGUACCCCUUGAUCGGGAACAUGCUCCAGUUCAUGAAUGUGCGUUGGCUGAUGUUCGAGACUCCCAAGUACGGCGACGUCGUAUACCUCAAUGUCGUAGGCCAGCCGACUAUCAUACUCAACACGCAAACCGCAGCUUCCGAUCUCUUCGAUAAACGCGCAUCAAUCUACUCCGGUCGCCCUCAUUUCGCUGUUCGCAAUGAUAUGAUGAGUGGCGGGUUAUUCAUGCCCUUCCAGACACACGACGACCAAUGGCGCCGCCAACGCCGAAUCAUCCACGAAGGCUUCAAUAAGUCAGCUGCCAGUCGCUUCCAUACUGCGGAGGUCGAGGAAGCUACUCGUCUCGCCGCCACUCUCAUCCGUGAUCCAGCCGGCUUCCACGACCACGUUCGUAACUACGUGUCGUCGGUCAUGCUCUCAGUGACCUACGAUCGACCUUUACACGGUGGCCCGGACGAUAAGGCUUUGCGUGCAGGCAUCGACGAAUACAUCCACCAAAACAUCGCUUUCACCCGGGUCGACCAGUUCGUCCAGCUUGUGCCCUGGUUGGCGUAUGCACCAGAGUGGGCGGCGAAGUGGAAGAGGGAUGCGCGGUUGGUGUUCGAAGACACGACACGCUUCUUCAUGGGCUUGGUCGAUGAUGUAGAAGCGAGGAUGAAACAAGGGACUGCUCGGCCGUGCCUUGUGGCUACGCUCGUGGAAGAGCUUGAUCGCUUCGGCGUCACGAAACUGGAGGCUGCAUGGUCCGCGGGAAUCAUGUACGCCGCAGGCUCGGAGACUACAUCAAGCGCUCUCAAGUGGUGCUUGCGAGUUAUGAUCUCUCAUCCGGAUAUCCAGAAGCGCGUCCAGGCAGAGCUGGACUCCGUGAUUGGUCGCGAACGUCUACCGACCGUCGCCGACCGCCCAAACCUUCCCUACACCGUCGCCGUACUUCGCGAAGUGAUGCGCUGGCGCUCGGGUCUUUGUCUGGGCGUACCGCAUACAGCCGAGCAGGACGAUUACUACCAGGGCAUGUUCAUACCGAAAGGUACCGUGCUCAUGGCGAACAUGCUGCCUUGCAACCGCGAACCCGCGGUGUACGGAGACGACGCGGAGAUCUUUAGGCCUAAGCGCCAUCUCGAUGCACAAGGACGGUUGGCGCCUGCACCACCUGCAACGAAAGAGCAUGGGCAUGUUUCUUUUGGCUUUGGUCGGCGUGUCUGCAUCGGACAACACGUUGCCAACGACGCGCUGUUCGCGGCCUUCUCGGUGUUGCUGUGGGUUUUCCAGUUUAGCAAAUCGCUUGAUAGGGACGGCUCGGAGGUCGACUUGAACGCCGAUGAUAUUGUUGUUACGGGUUUCAUCAUUGGUCCGGACGAGUACAAGUGUACUAUAACGCCACGCUUUGCAGGAGUAGAGUCCAUCGUAUCUGACGAGUCGCUCUGGAAGGCAUAG
Molecule: messenger RNA, 1587 nt
Organism: Peniophora sp. CBMAI 1063
Lineage: Eukaryota; Fungi; Basidiomycota; Agaricomycetes; Russulales; Peniophoraceae
Source: the annotation of a GenBank genome assembly